GGACGAGGAAGAGAGCAAAGGUAUUAAUGAGGGAUGAUCAAUUUGCCUCACGUCUCAAGGAGGCCAUGUCGCCUCUCGAAGUGACCAGCCUGCUUCGUAAGGAAAAUGAAGAGCUGUCGUUGGACGUACAGAGCAUGCUUCAUCGUCCUGAAUUGCUUGACGUCACAUUUGUCUGCAUGGAUGCCACAGAGGUGCGUGCGAAUAGAGCGUUCUUGGCCAGUAGGAACGAGUACUUCUCGACCCUGCUUUAUGGGGAUAUGAAAGAGAGUACGAUGGAGCGAAUCCCUCUUCCGGAUGUGAAGGCCGCGAGUCUGGAGGUUGUAAUCAGUUACCUGCAUGGAAGUCUGACCGGCCGCUUCAGCGGCGACAGUUGCUGGGAUGACCUCGUCGACACCUACCUGUUGGCGGAGCAGUAUCAGGUGAAUACCUUGCGCGAAAGGAUCGUACGCAUUGUCAUGGUGCAACGCAAUGCGAGGCACCUGGGAGCGCUGGUAAAUUUGGCACUGGAGAGGCAAGCAGAAGGGUUGCUGGAGGUUGCGCUAACGGCAAUGCGGGACGUUGUGGUGUUCGACUCAACAUCCUUCCAUGGGUGGAAGAAGGAGAGCAUCGCGUACUUCCUCGACGAAGUGCAAUGCCAACCGUACGUAACGGAAACACUGAUUGCAGUGGCAGUACUUUCAGCAUCAUUCGCUAACAAUAACGGGGUCAAACGUGAGAGUUCUCCCUCUCCUCGGGUGGAGGGUGAUGCUACAACUACUGCUGAACCGCCCAAGAAUGCAGCAUCUUCAGCUGUACCCAGUUGUUCAGAAAGAGAGAGGCACGAGGGUGAUGCUACUACGAUUGCCGAACCGCUCAAGAAUGCAGUGACGUCAGCUGGACCCAGUUGUUCAGAAAGAGAGAGACACCCCCAGGCCGAUGGGGAGCAAGCAAGUUCCUUAUCUAGGAAGGACUUGCAGGACAUCUUUGAAAGUCACUUCAACCUUCCGUUUAUCGAACCGUUCAUUGUGGAGAAGAUGAUCGAGCCCUUACAAAUCCUACGCGUAGAAACGCUCGCUGCGCUUUACAGACUGCAGUCCAUCUGGUUUGCGGGCGGAUUCGGAGGAACACUCCCUGCGUCGUUCCUGAAGAUGCCAUGGCGUUCCGUGAUUCCGAAGCUGUUGCCUGCAGAGGUUGAGACAAGAGAACCUGGGAUCUGUAAGAAGAAUCCCCACAUAAAGGUCUCGAUUCCAACACUUUGGAGUGGUGUUCCCGUAUCGAGUUUUCGUACCGAGGAGGAGCUGCCGCAACGAGUGUCCGCACAAUCGACUGGGGUAGCGAUAAUGCGGGUACCUCUCUACAGUGGCAAACACAUAUGGCGAGUUCGUCUGCUUAACAGUUGUGCGCAUUUUGCUGUGGGCACCGUUUCGACAUUGUCCACCACCGAAGAUGCCAAUUUGAAAGUCGUUUCGCCACAAAUUGUUGCGUGGUGGGCGUUGAAGAGUGACGGCAACACUCUUGAGGACCGUACAAAGCAGUUUGCAGCCUUUAAUGAUCAUCGCCGAUUGGUCGACAAUUUCGAUAAGUCUGGAAGUACUGUGGUGGUGAUUCUGGACACAGAGGUGGGAUCGUUGCAUUUUGCGAACGAUUUAGAAAGCUAUCGCCGUCAAACAACUCGUGUCGGCUUUCAAGACCUGCGAUGCGAUGCUGCAAUGUUCCCAGCCUUGUGGAUGCAAGCACCGGGCUGUGCGGAGAUCGAAUGGAUCGAGAGUCUGCCUCGUCCGUCGAUCUCUGCGCCUGGUCAGAGCGGGUGUACUUCGCAAGUAAACAAUGCCUCCAAUUUAAUAAACUUGCUCAGCCAUGUUAGACAACAGCCCAACAACAACUAAGGCAUGAUCAUGGUGGUGUGUGUGAUGGUUCUUCUACUUUGGACUGCCACUUUUUCAAGACUUUUUGUUUCUCCUAACACAUGGUAUUACGGCCUUCCUUGAGGAAGACGGAAGGAAGAAGGAAGAAGGAAGAAGGAGGUGGCUUACCUGGGCUAUGGGGGACUGUAUCUUCACUCUCCUUGGGAGGCCCCCAGUGGGGGUAACGGAGUGAGGAAGACUCAAGAGGGUGCUGCAGGCUACGGUAGGUGGUGGAAGUGGAAGGGCUACGAGAGCUUCGCAAUGUCCUUUGAACAUCUGGGCUAGGUGUGGAUGCUUCCGCCAUAGCCAGAACUUCAACCAAGUAGCGGUAGGACGUGUAGUUGGUCAAUCAUUAUGGUGACUUCUUCUGAUGGCGACAGUAAGAGGGAGAUUCAGACAUUGACUGCGGUUCAUUCGUUCAUCGUUAUUGUUAUUAUCAAUAUUGAUUAAUAAGAUGUUGAGGGAGAUGUAAUCAACUCAGUUCAUAGACAUACAGCCGCGGGCUAGGGUUGUCGCUCUCGCUCAAAAAAGCCAGAAACAAGGGCGAAAAGUCGCGUCCCAAGUCUGAGAAAUGUCUGAGAGAGGGCCUACGUGAGUUGGUUGACUCUUGGAGAAUCAAGAGUCAGACCCAGC
Chara braunii is the source of this 2516-nucleotide messenger RNA. Lineage: Eukaryota; Viridiplantae; Streptophyta; Charophyceae; Charales; Characeae. The record is from the annotation of a GenBank genome assembly.